This is a messenger RNA of Aspergillus bombycis, 561 nucleotides long. RefSeq lists its product as uncharacterized. The record is from RefSeq and is a predicted model, not a curated record. Bases 1 to 561 code for a protein of 186 amino acids. The transcript has a single exon. Lineage: Eukaryota; Fungi; Ascomycota; Eurotiomycetes; Eurotiales; Aspergillaceae.
AUGUCAAACGGGACCUCGACAGCUUCCUCUGCCUCCUCCUCCUCCUCCUCCAGCACCUCCACUUCUCCAACUUCGACAUCAAACUCCACUGCCACUUCCACAACACCGUCUUCCUCGUCGCCGACCACGUCAGCGACAGCACCAACUGCAGAGUCAAAACAAGGACUCUCCGGGUCUCAGAUAGGAGGCAUAGUCGGCGGUAUUGUUGGCGCGGCGUUCCUCCUCGGGGUUAUUGCGCUGUUUCUUUUCUUUCGUCGGCGGACGGGCCAGAGAGACACUCCACAGGAGGGUCCGGAUGCUCAGGGACCUGUUUCGGAGGCGGGUAAGCUGGUGGUGGAGGAGGAGGUGGUGGGGAAGGAUGUGCCGAUGCUUGAGGGGAGUAUGAGGCAGGAGCUGGAUGCGCAGGGCGGGGCGGCGUUGCAUGAGAUGGAGGGGGCUAGUGGACGGGGGCUAGUCGGAGUUGGUGGUGAGAAGGGGGCUGGUGUGUCGGAGUUGGAGGGACAGAGGACGGUUGUUGCUGAGUUGGAUGGAGCGUCUGUUAUUCGGGGUUCUGGUGGGUGA